Messenger RNA from Capsella rubella, 2450 nucleotides. Its product is annotated as transcription initiation factor TFIID subunit 12b. The coding region runs from base 80 to 2164 and encodes 694 amino acids. Gene Ontology annotation, cellular component: transcription factor TFIID complex; SLIK (SAGA-like) complex; SAGA complex. The record is from RefSeq and is a predicted model, not a curated record. The transcript is spliced from 9 exons. Gene Ontology annotation, molecular function: protein heterodimerization activity; DNA binding; TBP-class protein binding. NCBI's taxonomy places the organism in Eukaryota, Viridiplantae, Streptophyta, Magnoliopsida, Brassicales, Brassicaceae. Gene Ontology annotation, biological process: DNA-templated transcription initiation; RNA polymerase II preinitiation complex assembly.
AAAAGAAUAAAAUCGACAAGAAAAACCUCUCUCUCUCUCAAAAGAAAUACAAAGCAAAACAUAUUAUUAGUUUCUUCUAAUGGCGGAACCAAUUCCAUCAUCAUCGGCUCUUUCACCGAAAUCACUGCAAUCUAGUAAUCCUAUGGAAGCUUCUCCUGCAUCCUCUGCACCUCCACCUUCUUCAUCAUCUCAGCAACAGCAACAACACAUGCCAGCUCCUCCGAUUUCGAAUUCUGUUAAUUCGGCUGCGUCUCCGGCGAUGACUGUUACUACGGCGGAAGGUGUUGUCAUCCAAAACAAUUCGCAACCCAACAAUAUCUCCUCUCCCAACCCUACUUCGAAUUCGAACCCACCCGCUGGACCUCAGAUCCCGUCUCCUUCUCCUCUCUCUCAUCCUUCUUCUUCAUCUUCUCUGGAUCAGCAGCAAACUCAGGCUCAGCAGCAACUCAAUCAUCUUCAGCAAAACCAAAAUCAGAAUCAGCAAUUGCCUCAACAACAACAACAGAUUAUGCAGCAAAUCUCUUCAUCUCCGAUUCCACAGCUAUCGCAACAACAGCAGCAGAUUCUUCAGCAGCAACAUAUGAGCCCACAGCAAAUUCCAAUGUCGAAUUACCAAAUCGCUCAAUCUCUUCAGCGAUCCCCUUCUAUUUCUCGCCUCAGCCAAAUUCAGCAACAACAACAGCAGCAACAUCCAGGUCAAUACGGCAACGUUCUGAGGCAGCAAGCUGGCUUGUACGGGACCAUGAACUUUGGCGGCUCAGGUUCUGUUCAACAGAGCCAGCAGAAUCAGCAGCUGGGUAACCCUAAUUUGUCCAGAGCAGCUCUGGUUGGCCAAACCGGUCACUUGCCAUUGCUUAACGGUGCAGCUGGAGCAGCUGCUCAGAUGAAUAUUCAACCCCAAUUAUUGGCUGCUUCGCCGAGGCAGAAGUCUGGCCUGGUUCAAGGAUCGCAAUUUCAUCCGGGGAGUUCUGGGCAACAGUUACAAGGGAUGCAAGCUAUGGGAAUGAUGGGAUCACUUAAUUUGACCUCGCAAAUGAGAGGUAACCCUGCUCUCUAUGCUCAGCAGCGAAUCAACCCGGGACAGAUGAGACAGCAAUUGUCACAGCAAAACGCUCUUACUUCACCUCAGGUCCAGAACCUCCAGAGAACAUCUUCUCUCGCAUUCAUGAAUCCUCAGCUAUCGGGUCUGGCACAGAAUGGACAAGCUGGUAUGAUGCAAAACUCCUUGACGCAGCAGCAAUGGCUGAAGCAAAUGUCUGGAAUAACUAGCCCCAAUUCAUUCCGACUCCAACCGAAUCAAAGGCAGGCUCUAAUCUUACAGCAACAGCAGCAGCAACUGCCCUCUGGUCAGUUACACCAAUCAUCUAUGUCCUUAAAUCAGCAGCAGAUAUCACAGAUAAUACAUCAGCAGCAGCAACAAUCACAAAUAGGCCAGGCGCAGAUGAGCCAAUCCCAGCAACAGCAACAAUUACAACAGAUGCAGCAACAACUCCAGCAGCAACCACAACAGCAGAUGCAGCAACAACAACAACAACAAAUGCAGAUUAAUCAACAACAGCCAUCUCCACGAAUGUCGAGUCAUCCAGGGCAAAAAUCUGUCAGCUUAACGGGUUCACAACCAGAUGCUACACAAUCGGGUACAACAACACCAGGUGGUAGCUCAAGCCAGGGAACAGAAGCAACAAACCAACUCCUUGGUAAAAGAAAGAUACAGGAUCUGGUUUCGCAGGUAGAUGUACAUGCUAAACUGGAUCCUGAUGUUGAAGACCUCCUUUUGGAGGUAGCAGACGACUUCAUUGAUUCGGUGACAUCUUUUGCAUGUAGCUUGGCUAAGCAUCGUAAAUCAUCCGUAUUGGAGCCCAAGGAUAUAUUACUCCACCUAGAGAAGAACUUGCACUUGACAAUUCCUGGAUUCUCGAGUGAGGAUAAACACCAAACAAAAGCCGUAGCAACUGAUCUCCACAAGAAGCGACUUGCAAUGGUGCGUGCUUUACUAGAAUCCUCGAAACCAGAGACGAAUGCAAGCAACACCAAGGAAAGUAUUAGACAAGUGAUGGUGAACCCAAAUGGUCCAAAUCAUCUCUUAAGACCAUCAGCAAGUUCAGAGCAAUUGGUUUCUCAAACGUCCGGUCCUCACAUGUUGCAACAUAUGACACGUUAUUAAAGUACUUGAAUUUAAAAAAAAGUCUGAGCCAGCUCUCACUGCUAUGUUCAUCUUCUUGGUUUCAGGAAUUUAGACAUCAAUGGAGAGAGUGAAGGCACAAAAGGUCAAACUGUAUGUAUUAUAUAUAUAAUUCACGAGUCUUAUAGGUAAUCAAAUAAAACAAUGAUUCUUUCAUAGUUGGGACUUUCUUCUACUAGCUAUUUACUUCUUUUUUUAGUGAGGAUUUUGUUUUUGUUCUUUGUGUUUUUUAGUUGACCACUUCAUUUUAAGCUUGAAAGUUUUAGUC